This is a messenger RNA of Microtus oregoni (creeping vole), 603 nucleotides long. RefSeq names its product ATP synthase F(0) complex subunit C2, mitochondrial-like. NCBI's taxonomy places the organism in Eukaryota, Metazoa, Chordata, Mammalia, Rodentia, Cricetidae. Gene Ontology annotation, molecular function: proton transmembrane transporter activity. Gene Ontology annotation, biological process: proton motive force-driven ATP synthesis; proton transmembrane transport. The coding region runs from base 1 to 603 and encodes 200 amino acids. The record is from RefSeq and is a predicted model, not a curated record. The transcript has 2 exons.
AUGCGGGCCUUGCGAGCCAUUAGCGAGCGGUGCUGUGUACAUGACAUAGACUCUGCUGGCAGAAUAAAAACCACGCUGAAUUUCUUCAAGAUGAUAAGACGCGAGACGUUGGAAACCCUCCUCUCUUGCCUUGGCCCCUCACGCCUGAAAACGUAUGCCUGUUCCAGGUUCAUCUCCACCCACUCCUUGGUCAGGAGCACCUCUCAGUUGCUGAGCCGUCCUCUGUCUGCAGUGGAGCUGAACCCACAGACACGGAGAGAUGAGGCCCUCAGCAGCUUGGCAGUCCCAUGUGCUUUGACCUCACUUGUCCCAAGCUGCAGCUUCCAAACCAGUGUCAUUUCCAGGGACAUUGACACAGCUGCCAAGUUCAUUGGGGCUGGGGCUGCUACUGUUGGGGUGGCUGGCUCUGGAGCUGGGAUUGGAACUGUUUUGGGGAGCCUCAUCAUUGGUUAUGCCAAGAACCCUUCUCUGAAGCAACCGCUCUUCUCCUACGCCAUUCUGGGCUUUGCCCUCUCAGAGGCCAUGGGGCUCUUUUGCCUAAUGGUGGCCUUUCUCAUCCUCUUAGCCAUUGUGAUGCAGUUGUCUCCACUUCACCUCCCGUAG